CACAUAUAGUGUAUCACUAAAGUUAUCUGACUUAAGUGGACAACGAGUCUCGCGUGCAGUUCACGGGAACUCCUAUGUACUGAGGGCACAACUCACACCAUAUGACAUAAUAACAACACUGAGGAUGAAAAACUGCUUUUCCUUCGGGACGGACACCGAGCACGUGAAGCUGUUGGACGAGUACGGGUGCCCCACAGCCGCCCAACUGAUGUCUGAAUUCAUUUACAACACCUCACAUACAGCCGAAGCCAUAGUCUACGAGAUGUUUAAGUUUCCCGAUUCUCACAAACUCUACAUCCAAUGCGAUGCCAUACUAUGCCGGGGCGGGUGUCGGGAACCCGUAUGCGACUCACCCAACAGUAAGGGCCAAGAUUUGGCCACCGAUUCCUAUUCACUGAUAUCUUCAUCCACAACAGUAUAUGUGUUCGAGCCGUCCGAUGAUAACCGUAAGACU
This is a messenger RNA of Oppiella nova, 454 nucleotides long. Lineage: Eukaryota; Metazoa; Arthropoda; Arachnida; Sarcoptiformes; Oppiidae. The record is from the annotation of a GenBank genome assembly.